CGCCGCGCAGCUGGCACCGGCUGGGGGCGAGCUGACUCGGAGGGGCUGGCGCCGUCCUUGCGACCGCAGCAGCGGAGUUCAGAGGCCCCAGAGGGGGGAGACUUCCCACACCGUGACUGAGAUGUCGUCCACUGUGGCUUUUUACCUUCUCUCCACCCUGGGAGGGUACUUGGUGACCUCAUUCUUGUUGCUCAAAUACCCGACCUUGCUGCACCAGAGAAAGAAGCAGCGAUUCCUCAGUAAACACAUCUCUCACCGCGGAGGUGCUGGAGAGAAUUUGGAGAAUACAAUGGCAGCCUUCCAGCAUGCGGUUACCAUCGGGACAGAUAUGCUGGAGUUGGACUGCCACAUCACAAAAGAUGAGCAGGUUGUUGUGUCUCACGAUGAGAAUCUGAAGAGAUCAACAGGGGUCAAUGUGAACAUCUCCGAUCUCAAGUACUGUGAACUCCCAACUUACCUUGGCAAACUGGACGUCACAUUUCAAAGAGCAUGCCAGUGCGAAGGAAAAGACAACCGCAUCCCGUUACUGAAGGAAGUGUUCGAGGCCUUCCCCAACACUCCCAUCAACAUCGACAUCAAAGUCAACAACAACGUGCUGAUUAAGAAGGUUUCCGAGCUGGUGAAGCAGUAUCGACGGGAACACUUAACAGUGUGGGGCAAUGCCAGUUACGAGAUCGUGGAGAAGUGCUACAGAGAGAAUUCCGACAUUCCCAUACUCUUCAGUCUACAGCGUGUUCUGCUCAUUCUCGGCCUGUUCUUCACUGGUCUCCUGCCCUUCGUGCCCAUCCGAGAACAGUUUUUUGAAAUCCCAAUGCCGUCUAUCAUACUGAAGUUAAAAGAACCAGACACAAUAUCCAGAAGUCAGAAGUUUCUCAUCUGGCUUUCUGAUAUAUUACUAAUGAGAAAGGCUUUGUUUGACCACCUCACUGCCCGCGGCAUUCAGGUGUAUAUUUGGGUGUUAAAUGAAGAACAAGAAUACAAAAGGGCUUUUGACUUGGGAGCGACCGGGGUGAUGACAGACUACCCAACAAAGCUGAAGAAUUUUUUACAUGAUUUUUCAGCGUAGGAAAGGGAGUCCUCAGAAGCUUUCAAAGAAAACGGGAAAAGACCUAAGAAAAAAUUUUUUCACCAUCAUGUUCCUAAGCCAUUUCCAGAAUGGUAAAAGGUUUAAUCAGUUAAGUUUUAUUACCUCAUUUUUAAGCCUGUCUGAGAAUGUACACACAAUAUAUUGUGUAUUUAUUUUAAAUAUUGCAUAUUUUGCAUUUGUAAAUAGUUUGUUUAGAAUUAACUGAUUGUAAGAUAUAAGUAGAGGAUUAUUGAUCAAGAUUUCUGUAUCUGACUUUAUUAUUAUAAGUAAUUCUGAAAUUGAAGUCUCUUGGACAAUUUAAUACUUUCACUAGAGUAAAGUUAGCUAGUGAGUAAAGCAAAACCACUGAUGUCCACUCCAGCUGUUUUGAAUGGUCGUGUUAUUUCUAGGUGCAUCCUAGUUAACAGGGGGAAGCACAGUGGAAGGAGAGCUUGAAAAUCAGCGAUGAGCUUAUCUGACAAGUUGUGCGUGUUAACAGAAAGCAGACUCACAGAGGAAACUGAACGUUCGUUACUUGAUCACAAAUAAAAUCCAUAGGCUGAAUUAGAUUUCUGGGUUGCUGUUGUUAAUGAGCAUUCUAUUUGGGAUCUUCUCCAGGUGUGUAACAGUGUCUUUUUUUUUUUUUUUGGUAAACAUUAAAUUUGGACUUAUCAAUUGUAAAUUAACACAAGAUCCAAAUAGUCAUAUUUUUAUGUUUCCUGUAAAGAAAUGUAAACUUUCUGUUUGGGGCAAUGACUGAGUGUUUGGGCUUUACAUCUAGAUUUUAAAUCAUAUCUUGAGUCCUAAUAAUAAGAAACAGAUGGAAGUGUAUAUCAUUGUUUUUUAACACUUACAGUAUAAACUACCUGUUCUGAUCUUUAAGAAUUUAUUCUUCUGAGUAUUAACAUGGAAACAGAAUUUCCCAAAGCAUUAGCUAUCACUUUCUCAGGUUUUCUGAUGUGACCUCAUAUAAAUCUGUUCCCAGUCUUUUCCACUAAUUUUCAUGAUCUCUCUGGGAGGCCAGCGUGCUCUGGAUCAAUUAGGGUCUUUUACCGAGAUCACGGCUCUCAUCUGGAGUUCGCCGGUUUACUGCUGUGAAGGAUGGUCUUACUCUCCCUUACCCUGGGUGACAUAGUAACAUAGGCUGUUUUGUUGAAACUGAAAUAAAGUUUACCAAGAACAAA
Messenger RNA from Artibeus jamaicensis (Jamaican fruit-eating bat), 2250 nucleotides. RefSeq names its product glycerophosphodiester phosphodiesterase domain containing 1 (gene GDPD1). Gene Ontology annotation, biological process: N-acylethanolamine metabolic process; glycerophospholipid catabolic process. Gene Ontology annotation, molecular function: phosphoric diester hydrolase activity; phosphatidylcholine lysophospholipase A1 activity. Bases 122 to 1066 code for a protein of 314 amino acids. NCBI's taxonomy places the organism in Eukaryota, Metazoa, Chordata, Mammalia, Chiroptera, Phyllostomidae. The record is from RefSeq and is a predicted model, not a curated record. Gene Ontology annotation, cellular component: endoplasmic reticulum membrane. The transcript has 10 exons.